CCUUGCUUGUACUAAGUAGUAGGUAGUGAGCCUUUUCACACUGGACCACUUUCCUCGUCAGCAAAAAGAAUGAAUGCAGCAGCUAGAGAUCAGGGCGAAUGCAGCCUAGCGAAUGCGUGGGCAGCAGGCUUGAUUGGCGCUGGCAGCACUUGGAUCUUUCUCUGAGAAGAGUGCGGCAAGGCAUGGGGUGGCGACGAGAGCUCUGCUUGUAGGCACGUUAAACAUAAAGGAGCAUGCCUGGAGCAUGCCGGUUCGUCUGGUCAGUAGUGACCAGAGUGAUCCCAGAGUUGAUCCAAGAGCUGGAUCCACAGAAUCAGUAAUGUUGCGGCUUGAUUGCGUCACAUAGUGCUGGGUCCUAUCGUUUAGAUCAGUACCCUUGCUUCAGCCAAUAGAUUGUGAUCGGAGUGCACUCCUGAACAAAGCCAAAAUGCUUGUGUUGCUUGAGUGGCAAGUUGGGAAAGCAAAGUUAAACUUAAAAGAAGAAAAAAGCAAUCUGCCACUUGAGUUGCACUUGUCUUGAGACAGAUCUUCCAGACAAAGUCUUUGGAUCUGUUCAUCAGCUGUUGAUGUCAGGUGGGGAUGCUGGAGAUGAAGAGCUGCUUUAGGGUGUUGGCUAGUAGUCCAGGGGAACAGACCUACUGAUUUGUACCCCUCAUUGGAACAGCCUGACAGGCCUCCUUAGGUUGCAGCAUGGCUUUCUUGAGCAGCGACAUCAGCAAGGGUCUGGGCAAGCUGGAUACUGUGCUGGCCGCCCCCCUGAGCGACUUCAAGCACACCACCCUGAUCAGCAUCGUGGCGGUCAUCAUUUGGUUGGGUGGCAUCCAUGUGUCGCUGCUGUGCUUCCUCUUUGCCCUCUUCACGCUCCCCUCCAUGGCAGCAUACACAAUUCUGGCCAUUCAGUUGAGCUUGGUCUGCCUGCCUGUUGGAGAAAAGCCUUACUUUGGAGAGAUGGUGGCCAAGUUUGUGUCUGACCAUGCGCCCAAGUUCUUCCCCCUGGAAUUCAAGAUGGAGAACAGGGAGGCGUUUGACACUGAGAAGACAUAUGUUAUUGCCUUGGAGCCUCACUCAAUAUUCCCCAUCGGAGUGGUGGCCAUGACGCGCCAGGCGGGCCGCAUGCCCCUUCAAAAGAUGAAGUGCCUGGCAUCCAGCGCGAUCUGGUGCAUCCCGUGGGUGCGCCACCUGUGGUCGUGGCUGGGCCUGACCCCCGCCAGCCGCCAAAAUUUCCGGAAGCUUCUCUCUGAAGGCUACUCCACCGUGCUCAUUCCCGGGGGAGUGCAGGAGUGUCUCCACCUCCGACCCGGCGCCGAGGUGGUAUUUCUAAAGCAGCGCACUGGUUUCAUCCGCAUGGCCAUGGAAGCGGGGGCACCGCUCGUGCCCGCCUUCUGCUUCGGCCAGACCAACACCUACCGGUAUUGGAAGCCGAAAGGGGAGUGGUUUGCCCGCCUGUCCCGCUCCCUGGGCUUCACGCCCCUUUUCUUCUGGGGGUGGUGCGGGACCCCGCUCCCGUUCCCCGAGCCGAUGCUCCUGGUGGUGGGCAGCCCCAUCGACGUCCCAAAGAACCCCGAGCCCACCCGGGAAGAGAUUUUGGGGACGCAGGAGAAGUUCCUGGCCGCCAUGACGGCUCUCUUCGAGAAGUACAAGGAGGAAGCCGGGUACCCCGACCUGACCCUUGAGAUCCGAUGAUAAGCUUGGUCCGAUGUACAGCCCACCCAUCUUCUCGUCCGCAUUUUUCCACAGCGUUUCUCCAGCUGGAGGAACCACGGUAGAUGAACGUUCCUGAACUUCAAUACUGCCUGCGCAUGCAUAGAGAGUGUACUACACAGUAGGAGGACAUUCCUCCUUACAGACAAACACAGGUUGUUGAUACAACAUACAAUAUACUGUAAGGUCGUUGAGAGUUGUCCCUGAAAGAACUCGAUCCUGUUAAGCCAGAAGCCUCGAACGUCAAACGUUGCUUAUCGAGAAUCAGUUCUGUAGCCGAAAGUAUAUACCAACCGUCUAUAGAUGAACCUACAUUAUCCCGACAAUUGUCGAAUCGACAGGGGUUGACAGUCAAGCUUGCAGCCAAGAAGCUGCAAUCAAUCCGUGCCCAAGGAGAAAAG
This is a messenger RNA of Klebsormidium nitens, 2102 nucleotides long. The record is from the annotation of a GenBank genome assembly. Lineage: Eukaryota; Viridiplantae; Streptophyta; Klebsormidiophyceae; Klebsormidiales; Klebsormidiaceae.